AUGGAGUCUUCAACUGAAUAUACAGAAAUAAGUGAAGGCAGAGCAAAAAUUCGGGUGCCUAGCUCUAGCAAAGUAUUUUAUAAUCCUGUGCAAGAGUUUAAUAGAGAUUUAAGUAUUGCUGUUCUUUCAGUAUUUUCUGAAAUCCAUCAUAACGAAAAACUGAAAACCAGAAAAAGACAAAGAUCCCCUGAUGAGAAUAAUAUAACACAAGCUGAACCUGUGAAACUAGAAAUUGGAACACAAAUUGAAUCGGGUUUAGAAAUAUUAGAAGCAUUAGCAGCCACAGGUUUACGAGCUAUUAGAUAUGCUCUUGAAGUUCCAGGAGUUAAACAAAUAUAUGCUAAUGAUAUAUCAAAAACUGCUGUACAAAUAAUGAAUAAAAAUAUUGAAGAAAACAAUGUUAAAAAUUUAGUUACAUCUACACUCUAUGAUGCUGCACAUGUUAUGAGAAAAAGACAAUUUGAAUCUGAAACUAAAUUUGAUGUUGUCGAUUUAGAUCCUUAUGGAUGCCCAACAAAUUUAUUAGAUCCAGCUGUGUGUAGCCUUGCUGACAAUGGAUUGUUGUUAGUCACUUGCACUGACAUGGCUGUCUUAGCUGGUAAUACACCAGAAUCGUGUUAUGCCAAGUAUGGUUCAAUAUCAUUGAGAUCUCCAGCUUGUCAUGAAAUGGCAUUAAGAAUUGUUUUACAUACAAUUACAAAUGUGUGUACUCGAUAUGGUCGUUAUAUGGAACCAUUAUUAUCAAUAAGUGCUGAUUUUUAUAUAAGGGUAUUUGUAGUUGUACGUACUAGUCCUUUUAUGUGUAAGACAAUGUCUAGCAAAAUGUCAACAGUGUAUAAGUGUAGAGGAUGUAAUAUGACAACUUUAUUACCAUUGGGUUCUGCUAAAUCAGAUACAAAAAAUAUGAAAUUUACUCUUUUGUCUGGCCCACCAGUUGACAAAAAAUGUGAACAUUGUGGAUUUCCUCAUUUAAUGGGAGGUCCUAUAUGGACAGGUCCUUUGUAUAACACUGAAUUUCUCACUAAAUUGUGCAAUUACAUAAAAACUGAAGAAGCUGAAAAAAAAUUUAAUACCAUUAGGCGAAUGAGAGGAAUGUUAGGUAUGAUGCAAGAAGAAUUACAGGAUAUUCCAUUGUAUUAUACAGUACCUUCACUUACCAACACUGUUCAUUGUGAAGCAAUGCCAUUGAGAUACUUCUUUUCUGCAUUAGUGGGUGCUGGAUACCGUGUAUCUUCAUCACAUUGUGCACAAAAUAGUGUUAAAACUGAUGCACCUCAAUCAGUUAUUUGGGAUGUCAUUAGAACUUGGGUUCAAACACAUCCAGUAUCCGAAAAACGAUUACAAGAUUCUGUUGCAGCAAGAACAAUUUUGUCUAAACAGUCGAUGACUGAAAUCAUUUUUGAUAAAAAAUAUAAUACAGUACCCAAAUCAUUGCAGGGAUUAGUACGUUAUCAACAGAAUCCUGCACCAUACUGGGGACCAGGAACUAAAGGAAAUUCAAAACAGAAAGUUGUCCUAAGUGCUACAGAAGUGGAAGGUGAAACGGAUAUCAAAUGUUCUAAAUAGUUUAAUUUUGUAUGUAACUUGAAUAUGACAUGUUAUGUUAUAACAGAUUAUUUUUACAAUAUAACCUAUAGUUUAUAAAUAUUGUUUUAAUUUAUGGAAUAAUUUAU
Messenger RNA from Rhopalosiphum maidis (corn leaf aphid), 1673 nucleotides. It is a transcript of the gene Trm1, whose product is annotated as probable tRNA (guanine(26)-N(2))-dimethyltransferase. Gene Ontology annotation, biological process: tRNA N2-guanine methylation. Bases 1 to 1566 code for a protein of 521 amino acids. The record is from RefSeq and is a predicted model, not a curated record. The transcript has 9 exons. Gene Ontology annotation, molecular function: RNA binding. Gene Ontology annotation, cellular component: nucleus. NCBI's taxonomy places the organism in Eukaryota, Metazoa, Arthropoda, Insecta, Hemiptera, Aphididae.